AUGGGGUCCCCCCCACCAGCGGGAUCAAUCUGCUUUAGGCUGAUUGUCGAAAGUCAGUACCAUCCCGUUAAGGACAGCCACCCCGCGACGAUCCUGCAGCCCGGUGACCCGCACGCAGCCCCUGCUUUUAGUACGCGGCGUAGUACCGUCGGGGACGAAAAGGGGGGAUCCUAUCUGAACCUCAACCCAGACCGGUUUAACGGGUUUGCUCGCUGGGUCACGGAACACGCGCGUACGGAGGCUGUUGACGCGGAUCUGCUCGCAGAAUCUCAAGCAGACCGCUUCGACCGGGCCCAAGAGAGGGAUGCCCCAUAUAGAGGGGAGCUGCCAUCCGAUGCGUACUCGCCUUUACGAUAA
Messenger RNA from Striga asiatica, 357 nucleotides. NCBI's taxonomy places the organism in Eukaryota, Viridiplantae, Streptophyta, Magnoliopsida, Lamiales, Orobanchaceae. The record is from the annotation of a GenBank genome assembly.